AUGGAUCAUGUCGAGAUCUCGUCAUUUCCAACUAGGGGUCAUCCGCUCUUCCAGCACAUUCUUGUCGUGUUGAAUGAAGUGUUGGCUGCAUGCAAGUAUACCCAAACAUCAGAAGAAAAUGCAAUGGAUGACGAUGAAAAUCGGUCUGAGCUGUCUGGCAGCAUCUCAUACGGAUCCGGUGCCGCAACCCCGACAAGCUUGAAAAUCCAUGAGGAGUUUGAGAUUCCAAGAAUGAAUCGCCAAUUCAAUCUUCCCUGCCAGAGCAUUACUCCUCAUAAGGAAAACCCGAACUUUAUUGGCAGAUCGGAUAUCCUAGAUCAUAUCUACAGUGUACUUAAUCCUGAUAAACCGGGCCAAAAACCGACGAAGCAAGCGGUCUUCGCGUUAUGCGGGCUUGGCGGCGUCGGGAAGACCCAGGUCGCCAUACGAUUUGCUAUGGACUACAUAUCUUCCUUCCAGGCGGUUCUUUUUGCUCACGCUGAUGAGCCGACGAAUCUGCUCAACGAUUUUGUUCGUUUUGCAGUCGAACUUGGUCUUGUGGAUCUAGGGGAGCCAGAUCAACUUUAUUGUUGUGAGCAGCUUAAGAGAUGGUUUGAGGAGACAGAUGUCCCAUGGUUGUUGAUAUUCGACAAUGCGGAUAAUCCAGAUAGCUCAUUCCUGGACAACUUUUGGCCCCGUUGCAAUAGUGGUGCAAUCUUAAUCACGAGCAGGGUCAAAACAUUGGUGGCCAAAUUUGGUGGUCAAGUUCUCCAGCCCCUGCAAGAAGGAGAUGCAAUCAAUUUACUUCUUAAAUUGACCCGUAUGCAGGGGACUGAUCCGUCUGAGCGGGCCUCAUACCGUGACAAACUUCAACAUGAGCAGCGAGAAGCAGCCCGGCAAAUUGUGUAUCGCUUGGGGUGCCUGCCUCUUGGAAUCUACCAGGCGGCGAAUUUGAUCGUGAACGAUUCAUGUCUCCUCACCGACUUCCUUUCAGCGUAUGAUUAUCGCGAUUUGGUCAGUUUCCCGGAAAGUACAAGAAUAUUCCGCAAUCCUAAUGAAGAGCCGUAUCGUCAUACACUUUUGAAUGUGUGGUCAAUGAACUUUGAGAGCCUCUCGCAGAAUUCUCAAAAGCUCGUUAAUGUGUUUUCUUUCCUCAACCCCGAUAAUAUUGAGCUUGAAUUACUAGCUAGUGGUGCUGAGAAGGCUUCCCGGGCUGGAGAAAGCGGCUGGUCUAUCAUUGACAGCACUAGGAAGCUAACACAGCAAAAAGCCGGCAUUUUGCAUAGUUCGCUCAUGGACCAAAACUCUGCAACAAAGACGCUGUCCAUGCACAGACUCGUACAGGCGGCUUGUCAGCAUCGGAUGGAACCAGAAAAUCGACAGAAAGCCUUUGAAAUGGCCCUAAGCUUUCUUCAUCACAUGUGGCCGGUUGCACCUCGAAAUAACAGGCACCGUCCUGAUCUAUGGCCGUCACAGGCACGCCUGCUGCCGCAUGUUUUAUCCCUUUGCAGAUUCUAUGCGGAUUCGCAAGAAGAUACAGUUCAAUUAAGCGGGACAAUAGAGUUUGCUGAGCUUCUAUAUAAUGCUUCUUGGUACAAUUACGAGCGAGGCACCUUUGAGCAUUUAGAGCCCCUUCUGCAUGCAGCCGAGCACUACUGCCUGAGACAUGAAAACUGCGAGGUGGUUUUGGCAGAUAUAUACGGAGCAAAAGCCUCGGUCGCAACAGAAACAAACCGCCAAGACGCGGCAUUGCAAAAUUUUCAACUCCAAUAUGAGUUCUUAAACCAAGCUAUCAAGAAAAAUGUGAUCCAACUGCCAAACAUCCGUUUCUGCUUUGCCCUUGGGGGCAUGGGAAACGGAACUCAGGGCAUGGGCCAGUACAAGGAUGCAGAACAAUGGUACCGCAAAUGUUACAACGCAUAUGAGGGCUUGGAUGGUGACAGAAAGAUAUACGGCGGCAAUCUGGCUUUUUGCUUGAUCUGGCAGGGUAAGCUAGAUGAAGCACAAGAGGUCCUCAAUUCACUCAUCCAUGCCGCCGCCGACAUGGAAUUCAAAACCGGGUACAUUAUGUACCCACUAGGAAACUUGCAGAUUGCGCGAGGCGAAUUGGACAAGGCGUUCAAAACGCAUUUAUAUGCCCUCAAGGUUUACCAACAAACCCUCAGUGACAAACACCACAGGACUGCGGACCUGUGCCACAAACUUGGAUGGCACUAUCAUGCCCGCAAGGAAUACGCUGAGUCGGUGGAGCUGCUCAAUCAGGCCCUCGCUGUCUUUGAGGCCCGACCCACGUGGUAUCGUAACGAAAGAGCCAGGACGAAAUACAAACUUGGCUGCGUCUUGCAGGAUAUGGGGAAAGUCGAAGAUGGAAGCCAGCUAAUCAACGAGGCUGAACAGAUCCGGAGAGACAUUCUUGGACCGGGCGUAUCACCGGGAGAUGAGCACCAUUUUGACGAGCUAGUGAUGUUUUGGUCCCGCUAA
Messenger RNA from Truncatella angustata, 2460 nucleotides. Its product is annotated as P-loop containing nucleoside triphosphate hydrolase protein. The record is from RefSeq and is a predicted model, not a curated record. Bases 1 to 2460 code for a protein of 819 amino acids. The transcript has 7 exons. Gene Ontology annotation, molecular function: protein binding. Lineage: Eukaryota; Fungi; Ascomycota; Sordariomycetes; Amphisphaeriales; Sporocadaceae.